Messenger RNA from Strongyloides ratti, 2958 nucleotides. Its product is annotated as Rho GTPase-activating protein domain and Pleckstrin homology domain and Rho GTPase activation protein domain and Pleckstrin homology-like domain-containing protein. The coding region runs from base 1 to 2958 and encodes 985 amino acids. The transcript is spliced from 5 exons. The record is from RefSeq and is a predicted model, not a curated record. Gene Ontology annotation, molecular function: GTPase activator activity. Gene Ontology annotation, biological process: signal transduction. NCBI's taxonomy places the organism in Eukaryota, Metazoa, Nematoda, Chromadorea, Rhabditida, Strongyloididae.
AUGACAUCAAGAAGACGUUCUUUGUCAGCUUCAAGAACACUUGAUCAAACUGUCAAUUUUGUUGGACGUAUUGGAGCUAGUCUAAGAUUACCAUCUAGGAAAAGAAAUACUACAAAGAACGCUCUUCAACAAAAUCAACUUGAAGUUCAACAACGACUAGCUCAAUUGACUCAGUUAAAUUUUACAAAUCCUACACUUAGAAAUUCUUAUUCGUAUCAACCAAACGACUGUUUAUCACCAGCCGCCCAAAAACGUCUUUUACAUAAACAUUUAUCAUCAAACAGCAAUCAAAAUACAGAGCAAACAUUUUGUACUGUGUUAUCUCCUCUUGUAAUCAGAUGUGGAGGGGAUAAGCAAUCACUUGAAUUUGAUUCUAAUAAUAUACCUAUCUCUGGUGAUUCACAUAAUAUAGUGGGUAGUAAUUUUAAUUAUUCCAAGUCUGAUACCUUAAGACAGCAAAUGAAAAGGAGGUAUAUUAAAGAAGGAGCAGCACAGCUUACUUCAAUAUCUGAUUUGCUGACGCAUCAUAGAUAUUUAUUUCUAUUUAAUGAUUUAUUAUUAGUAUCAAAACAAAAAGGAGAAAAUAGUUAUAAAUUAAAAGAAAAAGUUUUAUUAGAAAAAAUAUGGAUCUCAUCAAUAACAUCUUGUUCUAGUUCUUUUCUUAUUGGUUACCCAUCAGCACAUUCAAUAUCCAAUUACGUGGCACAUUUUUCAUCAGAAAAGGAAAAAGCAGAAUGGUUUGAAGUUUUAAAUCAACAUAUAUUACGUAAAAGAACUAAUAAAUCAACAACAAUAUCAAUUGCUGUUAAAAUAGAAGGUAGACAACAAAUUAUUAGAAAAGAAAUACAAAAUGGUAUAUCAUCAACGGAGGUUGUGGCAGAAUUAGUUAAAGAACUUGAUUUACCUGUUGCAACUAAUUAUGAACUUGGUUUUGAAACUCAUGCAUCUGGAAUAACAAUAUUUAAUGGUAUUGAAAAUGUAUAUGCUGUUUUAAUGGAUGUAGCUUCUAAGUCAGGAGCAAUACUUUCUGAAUCUCAAUUAGCUCAUUUAGAUGUUUGUCCAUUAGUUACAGUUAGAUUAGUACUUAGAAUUACUUCUGCAUCCAAAUCAACAACUGCAUCUUAUUUAAAAACGCAAUUGAAAAAAGUAUUAAGUAGACCAGAAUCAAAAAGAUUAUUUGGAAAAGAACUUGAAGGAUCAAUGCCACCACAACCAAUAUUAACAUUAAUUGAUCAUAUUUUUUUGCAUGGUAUUAAUACAGAGGGUGUAUUUCGAAAAUCUCCAAAAAUGGGUACUGUUCAACAAUUAAAAUCUCAACUUGAUAAUGGUCAAGUACCUGAUUUUACACAACAUUCUGUUCAUUGUUCAGCUUCACUUUUAAAAGAAUAUCUACGUAGUAUUCCAGGAAAUCUUUUAUUAAAUGGAAAUUAUCAUCUUUGGAUGGAUGUUGUAUCAGAAAAAAAUCAUGAAAAACGAUUAAAUUCAUGUAAAAGUCUUUUAAAACUUCUUCCACCAUCUCAUUCAGUACUUUUACGUUCUGUACUACGUUUAUUACGUAGGAUAGCUUUGUCACCAAAUACCAAAAUGAAUGUUGAAUCAUUGGCUGUAUGUAUAGCUCCAGGAUUAUUAUGGAAUGAUAGUGAUUCUUUGAGCGCUGGACAAAAUGUUCCAAAAUUGGCAGAAUUUUUAAUAAGAAAUACACCAGAAUUAUUUGAUGAUUUUACAGAAGAUGGACCUUUACUUCCACAAAAAUUGGCUCAAUCUACUGAUUCUGGAUUAUCUGAUGACAGUGAAAACCAAAGAAGAUCUAUUACACCUGAUUCAUUAUUAUUACUAGAAUCUCCAUUUUCAGAUGUCUCAGGGACAACAAGUGAAUCACCAACAAGAAUACAUAUUGAAGAGAUACCUUCUUCUAACUGUGCAAAUGUUACAGAAAUAAGAAAAAAUAAAAAUACUAUAGAUGAUGAAAGAACUCCAGUUGUUUCAAGAGAAAAUUCUCAAAAAACAGGAGAUUUUUCUUUAACAAAUAAAUAUCAAUGGAAAUCUCAUUUACAUCGAACAUCACCAGGUGAACAAAGUUAUAGUAAUCAGAUGUCACAUUCACCUUUAUCAUUUAAAUCAUCUCUUGCAUCUGUCGAGAAUGAUUUACGUGAUUUAUCUCCUAUAUCAAGAACAAUUUCUUAUGAUCAUAAUACAAAAAGAUUUAUUAAUAUAGGACCUUGUGAUUCUUCUAACUCUAGUUCUAUUAUAUCAUCUCCUGAAAUACAAAUUAAACCUGAUAUAUUUUCAUCUGGAGAAGUUAUAAAUUCUCAUGGUAUUAAUAAUUUAUCUUCAAAUAAAUAUCGUGAAAAUAGAGGAUAUUAUUCAGGAUAUAAACAUCAAAAAAUUGAUUCAUCAGAUUCUACAAAAACUUUAACUGAAUCAAGACCUAAUUCUAUUACAUGCAUUGGAAAAGAUUAUGGAUAUUCAUCAUCAUCUAUUUCUUCUUCAUCAACAACAAAUAAAUCUUCUUACUCAAAAAAACCUGUUGGUCAGGCAAAUUCAUUAAAUUGGAAAUCAUCAGUUAAUAGAAGUACAUUUCAACCACGAACAUUUGAUGUUCCUUCUAAUUAUAAAUUUAAAGAAUCACCAUCAAAUGAAUCAUUAUUAUUAACAAAAAUGUCAUCUAUAAAUAAUGAUUCAAAUUGGAAAGGACAAGAUAAUCCAGGAAAAGCAAAUAAUUUACUUACAUCAUCAAUCACUUCACCACAAGCAGUAAAAAUUUCAUCUAUUACUGCUCAUAAACCAUUACGCCGUCCACCACCACGAACUGCUCCUGAAAUUCAAUUAAGUCCUCUUGAGGUUAACUGGAGUGUUACGAGUCUUCGUACAGCAUUUCAAAAUAAUGAUUCUAAACCAGCAUCCAUUGAUACUAUUUAUGUCAGCAGAGAUAUGCUAUCAACAAUUAAUGCUCAAUAA